AUGGCGGAUAGCGCUUCAUCCAUCAGUCCAAGCUCAAAAGAGCUGCGAUCCGACAUGACCAUGGCAACCAACAUUGCUCGUGCCGCUGCUUCAGCCGCCAACAGCAACACUUCAGGUGUACGUCUUGUCUACUCGACGUCCUCAACCUGGCCAUUCUCUCCCAGCAGCAGCAGCAGCAGCAGCACCAACACGAUCGACAUUGCCGUCCUCGACUCGUCCUUCAACCCUCCAUCCCGAGCCCACCUCGCACUGCUCCUCUCACCGCCCAUCCUUGCCCGACCAAAACGCACCUACGACGGCCACCUUCUCCUCUUCUCGACCCAAAACGCCGACAAAGGGAGCGGCAAGCCCGGAGACGCAUCCCUCUCGCAGCGAGUCGAAAUGAUGACGCUCAUGGCGAAGGACGUCGAACGCAUCCAGUCCGCCUCGGGUUACCCUGCCAACGUCGCCGUCGGACUGGUGGACAAACCGCUCAUCUUUGCCAAAUCCACCCUCACCUGGGACCUGCUCAAACAACAGCAGUCGCACGAUCAGCACAGCAGAGCAGCAGCAGCAUCGCCGAGACUACACUGGGUCGUCGGCUUCGACACGCUCUACCGCGUGUUCCAGCUCAAGUACUACGCUUCUGCACCGGAAUUUGAGCAGCAAUGUUCGCAGUUCUUCGAGAAAGAGCGGACGACGUUUGUGUGCGCUAGACGCGAUCCAUCGUCGUACCCUCAGACAGCGGCAGAUGGGGAGGAGCAAGGAGGGGAUGCGAAGGAGAAGGCGAGGAGGGGAGAGGACAAGCUGCUGGAAUCCGAGUACGUGGCUCCUUGGGUAAGGGAAGGUUCGAUUGGGAUGCUGGAUAUCGAUCCGGAGCAGGCAAAGAUGAGCUCGACACGGAUCAGGUCGCUUCUGAAGGAUGAGAGUGUUGGCGAGGAUGGGAAGAGGGAGCAGUUGAGGGGGUUGGUUCCGCCAUCGCUGGUGGAGUACUUGAUAGAGUCGAGGGUGUAUCGGGAUGAUGGGGUAUGA
Pseudozyma hubeiensis SY62 is the source of this 1011-nucleotide messenger RNA. RefSeq lists its product as hypothetical. The record is from RefSeq and is a predicted model, not a curated record. Gene Ontology annotation, molecular function: ATP hydrolysis activity; nicotinamide-nucleotide adenylyltransferase activity. Bases 1 to 1011 code for a protein of 336 amino acids. Gene Ontology annotation, cellular component: cytoplasm; nucleus. Lineage: Eukaryota; Fungi; Basidiomycota; Ustilaginomycetes; Ustilaginales; Ustilaginaceae. The transcript has a single exon.